CUACCGGGCAGCAGCACUUUCUACAAGCGUUGCGCGUUCGUAAAUAAUUAAUUAAUUGCUGAAAAUAUGGAAUAAACGGCAAGAAUGUUCAUAUAACCACAUGCAACAGCAGUUGUGUGCAAUUCUCUAUCGCGGCUUGGCAAAACGAAAAACACGUUGCGUGGACGCGCAGCAAAUGUGUGGCUAAAAAAGGCGAUGUGUAGUUAUGAUUUAGCAAAAACAACAAGAAAAGCAGCCAGAAAGCGCUAAUAAAAAAUACACACAUACAUAUAGCGAAGGUGAAAAUUAUAAAUUAAUAAAUGUGCGCUCCGAUAGCAUAUCAAAUUAGCGAAAUAUGCUUAAAUUUCGUGUUUCGAAGCAAUCCAAACUGUGAAUUGCAACAGAAAAUAAUUUCAAGGUUUGCAGGCGAAUAGAAAGCAAAAAGGAACGCAACCAAAUAAUCCAACAAAGAAGCCGCCACAGUUGCAAUACCACCACAUAAACCACACUUAACAUAUUCCCAAAAACGGAACAAACUACAAACCGAAACAACAACGAGAUGAAGUACUCAACUGGCACAACAGACAACGCGAUGUCCUGCGGCAUCGACAGCAACUCCAACUGUGCAUUAAAUGAUAUGCAGCCCACAACCUCUACACCCACACAGGCACACUCCCAUAAGGAGGCCAUAUCUUCGACAACGCCCGCGAAAACAGGCGCUGCACAGACCACCCACACCAAUAACAAUACCAUUGCCAACAGCAACUGCAAUUCCAAUCCCCAUCAGCCGGCGAACGAGCUGUUCUGCGAGCAGGUGACCACAGUGACAAAUCUCUUUGAGAAGUGGAACGACUGCGAGCGGACUGUCGUGAUGUAUGCGCUGCUGAAGCGUCUGCGCUAUCCGAGCCUCAAGUUUCUUCAGUAUUCGAUCGACAACAAUUUGACACAGAAUCUGGGCACCUCGCAGACGAAUCUGAGCAGCGUGGUCAUCGACAUCAAUGCCAACAAUCCGGUCUACUUGCAGAAUCUGCUGAAUGCAUACAAGACAUUUCAGCCCUGCGAUGUGCUGGAUGGCAUGUCCUCCUCCUCCUCCGACAAGGACUCGAUGCCGUGCUAUGGCAGCGACUUUCAGAUCACCACCUCCUCGCAGUGUGAUGAGAGGAAGCUUUAUGCCCGCAAGGAGGAUAUACUCCACGAGGUGCUGAACAUGCUGCCACUGCUGAAGCCGGGCAACGAUGAAGCCAAACUCAUCUACAUGACCCUGAUUCCGGCCGCUGUCAAGGACACCAUGCAGCAGAUUGUGCCCACGGAGCUGGUGCAGCAGAUAUUCUCCUACUUACUCAUUCAUCCGGCCAUAAGCAGCGAAGAUCGACGAUCGCUUAACAUCUGGCUGCGACACCUCGAGGACCACAUUCAGGCAGCCGCCGCUGGUCUCACGAAUCGCAGCUACUUCCUGCAGCCCUCGCCACAGUUGGUGGCGGGCACCAGCUCCACGGGUAGCUCAUCGGCAGCUAGUUCCUCGGCCGCCUCCUGCUCGUCGGUGGCCUCUUCUUCGCUGAGCAACCUGGGGAGCAGCUUGUGCACCACUAGCAGCUCGCGAUCGUCGCGCAGCAAUGACUGGCAAACGAUUGCCCCGCCCAGCAAGCAGCAGCAGCAACAGCAGCAGCACAAGCUCACCGGAGGCGAUUGGCGAGGCAGCGGGGGCUCCAGCGGAUCGAUCAAUCCACUCUGUGAUAAUUUAAAUGGUAUUACCCUGAACGAAUUAGCUUCUAGUCAGAAUAGCUUAGGCCUGUCGCUGGACAACAGCUCCUUGCUGGUCAACAGCGUCGUGGCGGGAGCGGCAGCGGGCUCAAUGCUUGGUAUCGGUGGCACCGACGACCAUGACACGUCAUUCAGCAAGAAUGGCACGGAAAUCCUCGACUUUGAGCCCCCCACUCUGGCAGAUGUUGGUGAGGCCAGCGGCAUAAGCAAUCUCUGUCAGCAGCCUCCCUCACAUCAUCAUCAUCCACAGUUGCUGCAACCGCCUCCGCCAGGUCCACAGCUGCCUUACGCCUCGAUAUUGAUGGGUAAUGUGGGUGAUCAGUUUGGUGACAUCAAUCGCUGGAGUCUGGACAGCAAAAUAGCCGCCCUGAAGACGCGUCGUUCCAAUAGCUUGACCACUCAAACAAUCUCCAGCUGCUCAUCGUCAUCCAACUCCUCGGUGAUCACGGUCAACGACAACUGCUCCAAUUCCACGGAGAAUCUGGCCCAGUUUGCCAACAAACCGAGGAGUUUCUCCCUCUCCAUUGAGCAUCAGCGCGGAGCUUUGGCCAACAGUGGCUCGGAUACGCGGCUGGACGAGUUCAAGCCCGGUUACAUCAAGUUCCAGACCCGCAAUGUGGGCAUGUCGGGGAUAGGCCUCUGGCUGAAGUCCCUCCGACUGCACAAGUACAUUGAGCUGUUCAAGAAUAUGACCUACGAGGAGAUGCUGAUGAUUACUGAGGAUUUUCUCCAGAGCGUUGGCGUCACCAAGGGUGCCUCCCACAAGCUGGCCCUCUGUAUUGAGAAGCUGAAGGAGCGCGCCCACAUCCUCAGCAGGGUGGAGCAGGAGCUGCACACCGGACAGAUGAAGCUCAGUACGGCUGUCGAGGAGCUCACACACAUUGUGUUGACGCCGAUGAAGCCCGUCGAGUCCAUGGGGCCACCGGAGGAGAACAUUGGUCAUCGUUUCCUCAAGGUCAUCGACUUGGUCAGCAAUGCCGUGCAGGCGGAUCCCUACUGUGUCCAGGACGAUGAGACGAUGGGUGUGUUCAUGUGGAUUCUGGAUCGUUCUAUUCAUAACGAGGCAUUUAUGAACCAUGCCAACCAACUCAAGGAACUCAAGUUUAAGCUGUCCAAGCUGAAAAUCUCAAUGGUCUCGAAACUGCACCAUGUGAAGACUUCCGGCGUACCCACUGGCGGCAACAUCAACAAACCCAGAUGGAAUGGCAAGAGUCGCAAGUGUGAUCCAAAGAAUGGCAGCAACGAUAGGAUUAACAACCGCAAGAACUCCAACGACAUGCUGAAUUUCUCCCUUAACUGCCUGCAGCAUCCCGUGCCUCAUCACCAGCAGCAACAACAGCCACCGCCACCGCCGCUACAACAGUUCGACUACAAUGGCUACGGCGGUCCGUCGCAUCAGCCACAGUAUAAGAGCUCUUCGUAUCCCAGCUUUAUGAACAAUCCUCAGCAACAGCAGCAGCCACUCAAGUCGCAUCAUCAUGCCCAGCAAAUGCAGCAGAUGCUUCAGCAGCACAACCAUUUCCCGGCCUUGCCGCAGCAGACGCCCCCGCAGACGCAUCGUCGCUCGCUGAACAACCUCAUUUUGGUGACUGGUGGGCCACAGCAGCCGCAGCAAAUGAUCUUCAAGCCGGGCCAGGGAGUGCUCACCACCAACAAUGGGUCUAACGACAGCCUGGUCAUGGAUUCAAGAAGUCAGCAGCAGCAGCCACGCAAGCCCAGCCUAAACGGCCUCAGCGGGAAUGGGAGUGUAAAUGGAGGAGUGUCCAGUUCGGAGCAGCAUCCAAAGAAGACCAUGGCCGCCGUGGUUAUGGUUAGUAGUAAUCAGAGUCAGGAGUCGCAACAAAGCGAUCAGCAGCUUCCGCCGCAAAUUCUAAUCAACAACAACAAUAACAACAACAUACUGAACAAUAAUUUGAUUAACCAGCAACAGCUGCAAUUGCUGGCGGCUGCUGCCGCUGCAGUGGGCAGUGGCAGCUGUCUAUGCCCAGGUCCUGGUGGUGGCGGCGGUAUUGGGGCCUGCAGCAAUAAUCUCUGCCAGCAGAGCAGCAAGAACAACAAUCACACUGCAGAUCAUUGCCUGUCCCAGCCGCAGCAUCAGUUAAUUAGCCUGAGCAUGGCACCGCACGAAUAUAAAAUGAACGACUUCAAGAGCCUGGAACAGCUCGAGACGUUGUGCCGCCAAAUGACUGAACAGGCAAUGAACUGAGCCAACGCUCGCUCUAUGAUGAUUUUGUGGAAUUUUGUGGCUGCCAGCAGUUUUUUUGUGUUCACUGCGUUUUGAAUAUUGAUUUCAAAAACGAACAUGAAUGUGUUUUUAUAUCUAGUUCUGUAAGAGAUUCGCCUAUAUGUUUUGUGUCGCGUCGCGUCUAAUUGUAAUGCUCGUUGUUCCCCCACAAUUCCCCCGCCCAGCCCAUGCAAGUUUUGUAAUCGUUUUUAGUUAGUAAGCUCUGAUAGUUUGUUUAUAUGUUAAGUUUAUAAUUGUGUGCCAGGGCUCCUCUGUGUGUCGUGUCUGGCCCGCUGGCGGUGCCCGUAGCCCCCCCACAGUCCAACGGCUGGCCGUUGGAACUGCGACAAGAGCUCUAGCUGCUUUCGCGCCUCCCCCUCCCAUGAACGAACUCCCCUAAUGGAGCCUGCGCCUGUGGCCGGGCUCGGCCAGCUGGCUGGCUGGCAGCAGAGAUGCCUCUUUGGCGGCCAAUGUUAUUAAUGUCGAAGUUUUGUAAAUGUUGUCGCCAUUUGUAGUUCAACUAACACGCCACGCCCCAACAACCCCACACACACACAAAACACAUCACACACACACACACACACACUAUAUCACACCAAUCACUUCUCUCUUAUGUAGGAAAAUUUGGCCAAAUUUGAUCAACAUUUUACGCUAUUCUAACCACACAACAAUAACCAAGACAAGCACACAAAACACAAUUCACGUCGCCAAACAAAACAAAACAAAACAAAUCCGAUACCCGCCCCCACAAGAAGACGACGAAAGAAAUGGUUUAUCUAGUAAAAAUUUACAUAAUGAACUCUGCAUCGUGACCAUGAGACUGACUAAGAUUACUUUUUCGCAACUAUAAACACUAGAAAGGAAGAAGGAGGAUGAGACCUGGAUUGAGGAGAGGGACUGAGAAUUGAGAAUUGUUUGAGCGAAUCAAAACACGUUGCUUGCUGAAUGAAGUAGAACUCCCAUAUAACGGAUGUGUACACAUAUACAUAUACACAUGCACAUAAUUUAUUUUAAAUUUAAAGGAACAUAUUUGCUGAACACCGUAAACUACAAACGAACCAAAACAACCAAACCAACCUUCGAAUAGGUUUCGAAAUGUUUCAAUGUUUGUGUUUGUGAGUUGGUGAAUUGAAUCGAUCGGAACUACAUAUUGUAUUUUGUAUAAGUAAGGCAUAAACUACCCCCGCCCGACCCCCCAACCAACCCCUCACCAUGUACGUGUUUGUCGGACAUCGUGUUGCACAUGCAGCCGGACGAACGUUCAUGAGAUCAUUGUCAUUUGUCUUCAUUGAUUAUAUAUCUAUCUGUAACUAUACGAUUAAUGCUAUGUUUCGCUUUAGUCAAUUGUUUAUUUGUAAAAAUGGCAAGCCAAUCCAAUCGAUCGAUUUGUUAUGUUUCAGUUGUUUUUUUUUUUUAAUAUUUAUACAUACGACUAUAUAUGUAUGUACUACGUCUGUAGAUCGCAUCCUAAGCUUAAGACGGGCAGAGCUGAAAACGAUAAGGCAGCCAAAAAGAAUACCCUAAGAUACGUAGGACCGCGUAGACUAAUCUUAUUUUAUUGUAAAAAAGCUGAACAAACUGUAAGCAUGGAAAUUUGAUUGUUUCCUCAUUAUCUAUUAUUUGUCCAUAGUUCGAAAUACUUAUUGUAAAUUGCAAAUGCUUUUAUUUAUAAAACAAACAACAAAUAAACGAAAUAAUGUACGGCCAGACGAGUAACAAAAAGAGAAGCCGAAAUAAA
Messenger RNA from Drosophila obscura, 5702 nucleotides. RefSeq names its product protein Smaug (gene smg). The coding region runs from base 539 to 3946 and encodes 1135 amino acids. Gene Ontology annotation, molecular function: mRNA binding; protein binding; translation repressor activity. The record is from RefSeq and is a predicted model, not a curated record. The transcript has 4 exons. Gene Ontology annotation, biological process: nuclear-transcribed mRNA poly(A) tail shortening; negative regulation of translation; regulation of DNA-templated transcription. NCBI's taxonomy places the organism in Eukaryota, Metazoa, Arthropoda, Insecta, Diptera, Drosophilidae. Gene Ontology annotation, cellular component: P-body.